AGGCGUUAGGUCUCAAAAACAAAUGGAAACGGAAAGAAAUGGAAAAAGCAUCAAUCGGCAACGGCGUUCUUGAAUUGGGAGUACCCGGAGUGAGAGAGGAGAAACAAAGGCGUAAAGGGCGUUUGGAUUUCAUCUAUCUACCCUAUAUAAUUCCUAGUGGGGAUUAUUAUAUGGCAUUAUUUUCAUCACUUGCGGUUGGUUCACCAUUCAUGGCAUUCAUUGUUUUGUCUUGCUCUUCAGGAGGAGCAAAGCAAAAAGGCAGACAGGCAGACAGGCAGACAGGGCAGCCGGCCGGCCGGACCGGACAGGCGGGCGGGUGCAAACUGAGAUGGAUGACAACGAAAAGCUUGGACACCAUUCGACGGUUCGACGACGGAGAAUAUAAGCUAGAGACCUGGGACACUCGCUUGCCACGCCAUGCCAUGCCAUUCGGUGCUCGUUACUCGUUGCGAUGGUUGUGGUUGUGGUUGUGGUUGAAACGAGGGAAUAGAACUAUACUCUGAUAUACAUGCUAUCUAUACAUACCUAUGCC
Neurospora tetraspora is the source of this 532-nucleotide messenger RNA. RefSeq lists its product as uncharacterized. NCBI's taxonomy places the organism in Eukaryota, Fungi, Ascomycota, Sordariomycetes, Sordariales, Sordariaceae. The record is from RefSeq and is a predicted model, not a curated record. The transcript has 2 exons. Bases 39 to 503 code for a protein of 154 amino acids.